Molecule: messenger RNA, 2024 nt
Organism: Aspergillus uvarum CBS 121591
Lineage: Eukaryota; Fungi; Ascomycota; Eurotiomycetes; Eurotiales; Aspergillaceae
Product: RAD52 DNA repair protein RADC
Exons: 6
Coding region: 64-1962 (632 amino acids)
Biological process (GO): DNA recombinase assembly; double-strand break repair via homologous recombination; mitotic recombination
Cellular component (GO): nucleus
Source: RefSeq, a predicted model, not a curated record
UAGCAGAUGACUGUUGCUCGAUGAAGUACCUCAGUAACGCGUUUAUCAGAACUUAACUUUGCUAUGCCCGCUGUUGGCGACCAGCACCGGGGCGGCCCAGCGACCAUCACGAUGCCCAAUUCAAGCGGGAGUCUCUCCGCCAACCCAUUCGAAGAACCACAACGACGUAUCAGCGAAUACACCGCGCAGGAGAUCGCGACCCUGCAAGCCCGUCUCGACAAGAAGUUGGGACCCGAAUAUAUCUCGUCGAGGCCUGGUGCUGCGGGACAGCGCGUACAUUAUCUGUCGGCUGACAAAUGUAUCAAUCUUGCGAAUGAGGUCUUCGGGUUCAACGGAUGGUCGAGCUCGAUUCAGAACAUUCAGAUCGACUUUGUCGAAGAGAGUCAAAACACCGGUAAAAUCAGCUUGGGUCUCUCGGUGAUAGUGAGAGUCACCUUGAAGGAUGGCACUUAUCAUGAGGACAUUGGGUACGGCCACAUUGAGAACUGCAAGGGCAAGGCAGCUGCCUUCGAAAAGGCAAAGAAAGAAGGCACCACAGAUGCGCUCAAGCGUGCUCUGCGGAACUUCGGUAAUGUCCUGGGCAACUGUAUCUACGACAAGGAUUAUGUUUCAAAGGUCACCAAAGUGAAAGCUGCGCCGGCCAGAUGGGAUGUUGAUGAGCUACAUCGUCAUCCAGACUUUGUGCCUAUCAAGAAAGAACCUGUGCACCCCAAACCGUCACCAGAAGACGAUGAUCUACCGCCGCGUCCAGCGGCGAUCGCAAAGCGGCCCAACUUUGAUGAUUCAAUGGCCUUCGACGGCGAUGGCGAGUUUGGAAGUGAUCUCUUUGACGAAGCUGAUUUCGGCGUCGCCGAGACCGGCAACCCAGACGAGGUUGUGCUAGGACCCGAAUCACAGCGGGCGCAGCAACCACCAACGCCACUCAACACUCAUCAGCGGCCUUUUCACAACAACAACAACAACAACAACAACAAUAACUACCGGGGACCCAUCAGACCGAACUCGGCGAUGGUAACGCCAUCCAAGCCUCCAGCCCCCAGACAGUACCCUGCUCCACAGCCGUUCAACGGACGUCCCAAUCCUCCCGCAACUGGCGAUCAACAGAGGCCCGUGCUCCCUACAGGGCCCCGACCAAAUUUCCAGAAUGGAAGAAUGAUCCCCCCUCCAUCCGUGCCCACAGCAGCAUCACCAGCACCAGCACUAGCAUACGGCAACGCAGGCGGUAACAACAGCACAGGCGGUAACAACAGCACAAUGUCCGUCCCCAUCAAACGCGAACCCGGCAUCCCAUCGACGAUGACGACAAGAAUCCCCGAAUCCCUUCCGCUGGGGACCCCGUCCGCCUCCUUCUUCUCCGCGCGAGCCGUCGAUCUCCUCCGUGACAACCCGCACGGCGGGAUAUCCGCCGCGGCGCCGGCGUUCGACCCGCACGCGGAGAGUCCGUCCAUCCGUAAGACCGCCGGUUUCGACCACAGCACUAGCAAGCCCAUCUCCAAACCCAUGCUGCCCGGGGGCAACAACGCAUCGCCCGCGGCCGGUGGCAAUCCCGCCGCCACCGCAGUGCGGGACUUCAUCAACCCGUCGCAGGAUAUGCACCGGAAGAUCGGGGCGCCCGGGAGCAAUAACGUCGGCAGCCCCAUGAUGAAUCGAGGCCCGUCGACGUCGUCCUAUCGACCCCUGACCCGCCCAAACCUCGAUCCUCGGAAUAAUGGGACCGCAGCGCCGCCGAACCGUCCACUCCCUAACGGCAGCGGGCCAGUGGCUCAGAAUGUCAACGGGAAACGGCCUCCCUUGUCGGAUAUGACCAAUGCUCAGGCCUCGGGUGACAGCGGGUCUGCUCCGGGAGCUGGGGUCAUGGAUCUGAAAAGACCGCGGGUGAGUCAAGGCGGAACGCCUCAAGUUCCACCCCAGCAGCAGCAGCAGCAACCGCAGCAACCACCACAGCAACAACACCAGCCGUAACAGUAGCAGUGGACCUUUCUCAUGUACUCUAUAGAUAGAGGACAAAUUCUUUAAUGACACGC